Nicotiana tabacum (common tobacco) is the source of this 1069-nucleotide messenger RNA. Its product is annotated as auxin-induced protein 22D. Gene Ontology annotation, biological process: regulation of DNA-templated transcription. NCBI's taxonomy places the organism in Eukaryota, Viridiplantae, Streptophyta, Magnoliopsida, Solanales, Solanaceae. Gene Ontology annotation, cellular component: nucleus. The record is from RefSeq and is a predicted model, not a curated record.
GUUCCCUUCUCAUUCAUCAUAUUCACAACUUGCAACCAAAUUCUUCAUCUGUUUUAUUAUACAACUUAAUCGAAACUACUUCAAUAUUUCAUCGGAAACGAACAAUCAAAGAAGUUAUCAGUUAAUCCAAGAAUAGAAAUGGCAGCUGCAACGUACGAGAAAGAUGAUCUAAAUUUAAAGGCAACUGAGCUAAGAUUAGGUCUACCUGGGUCAGAUAAUGAAGUGGAAAAACCAGCAUCUUCUACUAGUCUAAUUGCUGCUAAAGUUAGCAACAAAAGACUUUCAUCAGAGAUGGAUAAUGGAAAAAAUAAUGAAUCCACAUCAAAAGCACAAGUUGUUGGUUGGCCACCAGUUCGAUCUUACCGAAAGAAUGUUUUACAAGCAAGCUACGUGAAAGUUAGCAUGGAUGGAGCAGCUUACCUUAGAAAAAUUGACCUUAAUCUUUACAAAAGCUACACAGAGUUACUCAAGGCUUUAGAAAACAUGUUCAAGUGUUCCAUUGGAGUAUACUCAGAAAGAGAAGGUUACAAUGGAUCUGAUUAUGUACCAACUUAUGAAGACAAAGAUGGUGAUUGGAUGCUUGCUGGUGAUGUACCUUGGGAUAUGUUUAUCAACUCUUGCAAAAGGCUUAGAAUUAUGAAAGGAUCUGAAGCUAAAGGUUUAGCAUCUUUGUAGACUGUGACGGAUCCAGAAUUUAGAUGAUGGGUUGGUCUUGCGUUCGAAAAGUUCUGAAAUAUUUAUCUAACUCUAUCUACUUGUGUUUUCACGACACACCGUAUAAGGUUCGGCUUCAAAGUACUGGAUUAGAUCUGCCGAAUCUGCAAACUCAUUGUUGGAUCCGCCACUACGUGUAGAAUCCGCUAAUUGGGUUCUUCAAGAAACUGGGAAAUAUAUUCAGAUCUGCAAUCAAAUCAACGUGAACAAGAAAGAGAGAAGGUCUGGGGAUUAUUUAUAUCUCCAUGUUUUUAGUCUUGUAUAGAGAAAGUAUAGCUUCAGCUUUUCUUGUACAAAGAGUUUUUUGUAUUUGUUUUUUGAAUGUAUUUUCAAAGAGUAUAUACAUAUACAUAUA